Coccidioides immitis RS is the source of this 645-nucleotide messenger RNA. RefSeq lists its product as uncharacterized. The record is from RefSeq and is a predicted model, not a curated record. The transcript is spliced from 4 exons. NCBI's taxonomy places the organism in Eukaryota, Fungi, Ascomycota, Eurotiomycetes, Onygenales, Onygenaceae. The coding region runs from base 1 to 645 and encodes 214 amino acids.
AUGGAUGACAGAAAGUCCCCCCGUGCCGACGGAUGUGGCGGACCGAAUGUGAGUCAUCGCCACCACCCCAAGCCAAAGCAUAAAAAAACAAAGAAGAAAUUGGUGGACUGGCUGAACGAGGUCUCAUCUCCCCUCCCCCGCGCGCGCGAGAAAAGAAAUAAAAAGGACGACGAUGGGAGGCUCGGCACCAUCCUUCCAAAAAGAACGCAAAGUGACAACCCCCAGGACCCCGUCAACGCCUCUCUGCGGACGUGGAAGCAUUCGAGACCUGAGCAGUUAUUAUUAACUCGGCUAUCGGGCUGCGACUCUGCACUUCCCACCUCGCCCAAAGGGGUUGGUUGGAUUUUAAGCCCGAAACAGUCCCCGGAUUUCCGUCCGUUUUCUCCAGGCGGCGAAUAUGAUGAGCGCGCAACAAGGUCCCAGAUAAACAGCACGAGUGGCCACCCCUCUCCCUGUGUCACUUCGGCUUCCGUUUUGGAGACAAGGUCGCCUGGCGCUGCCUGGCAGUACCACAAGAGAUCCAGCCUUUGCCAGCCAAUCACCAAAAGCAUCAGCCUCGAGCGACAGCCCAAGUUCCCUUCCGUAGAACUUCCUCCCGACCCCUCCCAGCCGCAUGUCAACGUCGCAUUAAGCAUUAGACAUUAA